AUGGCUCCCGAGCUUCCUGGUUACUAUUUCGGUAUGACCAUCUUUUUACUCUACAACACACCCCCCGUCGCCCAUGCUAAAGAGAGCCAUACAGACGCCGCCAAGAACAAGUACUUUAAAAUCGAGCAAGCCCACACCGCGCCCCCUGCGGCCUCGUGGUCCGCCGACGCUGUCAAGCGACGUCGCCUGGAAGACGCGGCCGCGGACGCGACCCGGCGACGGGCGCGGCUCAUGCGGCGGCACGUGCAGCGCAACGCCGCGUGGGAAGGCGAUCUGGUGGCGCGGGGCCUGCUGCGGCGGGAGGUUCUGGGCGUCGACGACGAGGGCACGCUGGUGGCGGCGGCGUGGGCGCGCGGGACCGUGGACAAGGGGAACGUGCCGUUUUCCGCGGCGCGGACGCAGGGCAGGAGUGCGAACAUGCCGUGUUUAUAUGUUGGCGGGGAGGAUGCCAAGACGGGCUUGGGCGUGGCCUAUGCGACUCUGGAUGAGGAGACGCUGGUAGGGAGCUAUAUUGCUACUGACGACAACGAUACAAUAUCGUUUUCGAGAACCGCACCGGCGAGUUCUGGUCGUCGGCAGGGAAUGCUCCGUACUGAAAUGAUUCGCUGCCCGCAAAUGUCGUCGAUUCGGUACCACCGGCCCUCGCACAAGAUGCUGCUCACCUCGCGCGAGCCGGACCAUGCCUGCGGGGUGUACCUGUUUUCGCCGCUGCUGUCCGACGACGACGACGACGACCAGCGUCCACAAUGGCUGCUGGGCGAGACCAGCCACUACCAGAGACUGUCCUUUCAGCACCGUUCCCGCACCGAGUGGCUCGUCCACCAGUCCACCCCCGCGCCGGCCUCCUCCCCGGACCUGCUCUGCGUCCUCGGCACCAACGCCGGUCUCGUCCGCGUGCUCUCCAACGAGACGCUGUCGCCCCUCGCCCCGCCUCCCAGCACCGCCACCAAGCACAUCCCGCAGGAAACCUUUACCCAGGACUUCCUGCACCACCACCCGCAGGUGCUCCUCGCCGGCGGCCGGCGCGCCCGGCUGUGGCUGGCCGAUCUCCGCGCGCCCACGGCGCACUGGCGCUCGACGCACACCGCCGGCCCCGUCACGCACCUGCGCAGCAUCGCGGAGACGCACAUGGUGCUCGCGGCCGGCCUGCGGAGCUCCAUGGUGGCGUACGACGCGCGCUGGCUGCCGCGGCCCGUGCUGCGCUACGAGGGGUACAAGAACGAGGCGCACGUGCAUACCGGGUGGGACGUGUGCGAGACGCUGGGCCUGGUGGCGGCCGCGCAGGAGGAUGGCACCGUGCGCCUGUUUUCGCUCAAGAGCGGCAGGGGGCUGGGCGGGCUGGGCGGCAUCAAGACGGAUACGCCGGUGCGGGCGCUCGCGUUUCGGAGGAUGCCGAGGGAACGCCUGCCGAGCUUGUUUGUGGGCGAGGGCUCGCUCCUGAGAAAGUUUUCGCUCGGGGUGCGCGAGCUUGGCGACGAGGGGUGA
Molecule: messenger RNA, 1485 nt
Organism: Cordyceps militaris CM01
Lineage: Eukaryota; Fungi; Ascomycota; Sordariomycetes; Hypocreales; Cordycipitaceae
Product: WD40 repeat-like-containing domain
Exons: 4
Coding region: 1-1485 (494 amino acids)
Cellular component (GO): Cul4-RING E3 ubiquitin ligase complex
Molecular function (GO): protein binding
Source: RefSeq, a predicted model, not a curated record